UCGAGGCAGCUGCCGCGAGAGUACCUGGGUACCAGACAGAUUGGCGGCAGCGAUUUUUUUGCGUUCGGCUUCUUUUCAUUCAUCGAACGUUUCCGCGUUUAAUCUUGCGCGUGAAGGUGAUUCGGGUGGUUUCGUUGCUUUCUUUGGUUUUCGAAGAGAUACUGCUUUUAUUGGUGAUUUUAUUAAUUGAAUUUUCUUCGCUAUAAUGAGGUGUUCUUCCAGUUCAGACUAUUUCAUUGCUGCCGUUCUAAGCUUUUCAUUCCUAGCAACAUGCAGGGCAUGUCAGCGAACUAUCUUAAGAGCAAAUGGUGUAACACUAGAAGAAAAGAAGGUCAUUUUGGAAAGACAUAACACAAUGAGACAAUCAGUAGCGUUAGGACAAAUUGGUGGACAACCACCAGCUUCAAAUAUGAUGGAAAUGAAAUGGGACGAUGAAUUGGCGAAUCGGGCGCAAUGGUGGGCAUCGUCCUGUCAUUCGGAGAGGCACGACAAGGGUCGGCACAACUCACGUUUCCCAGUCGGUCAAAAUAUAGCGACAACGUGGACGACGAAACCGCCUUCUUCUUACGCCGAUAUUGAUUCAGAUUUCCCGGACGCAAUCUACAAAUGGUUCAACGAAUACAAAUUCUUUAAUUUCGGAGGAAUAGGCCGGGGCAAAACCGGCCAUUACACCCAGAUGUUAUGGGCCGAAACUAAUUUAAUUGGAUGUGGCUUUGCUUUCUAUUACGACCCCUCCAAAGGUUACACGAAGAACUACGUCUGUAAUUACGGGCCCGGUGGCAAUGUUUUGGGACAACCCCCAUAUGAAAAGGGAUAUCCUAGCUGUACUGAAUACGGCUUACAAGAAUCAAACAGUUACUCCGGACUUUGUUCAAAACCAGCCAAUUACUACUUCGGCAUAUCAAAUUUUAUACUGGAUCGAGUUUCGCAUUAGAAUAAACAUUAAUUAACCCAAGCGAUUAUUACUUGAUUGUACCUAAAAUGAAUUUAAUGUGUUGUGAUUAAAUUGUAGCGUAAACUGAUUUCGUAUCUAGGCAAGUUUAAUUAACUGAGAGGAAAAUUGGAGUUUUCAACGGGGGCCAGCCACUUAACUGUUAGUGGCUUUCGGUGCAAGUGCAUCGGAUAUAUAUGGUAAUUAAAUUAUACGUCUAGUUUAUCUAGCAAUUGAGGCAAAGCAAAAAAUCAGAAACCAUAGAGAAGAAAUUUCACAUACAUUAUCACCAAAAAGUUUGGACAUGGGACUGUUUUUUUAUCGAAUUAAAAUUAAAAAAAUAUACAGGGUUAACCCGGGACCCCAUUAAGCCACACGCCACGCCACGCCACGUCAUGAAGAUCUGUGCCUAUGUUUUUCCAUUUAAUUACAUGUAUUGCGUACACACUAAGCAACACGCCAUCCCACGCCAUCCCACGCCACCACACGCUAUCACACGUGUGUCGUCUGUCCCAGAUCUAUUGUGUACACUCUUUCCCACGUCGCAACACAUAUCGUGGCGUCGCGUGGCGUGUGGCCUAAUGGAGUCCCAGCAUUAUUCACCUCAUUCGACACGGAGUAUUAUAGUCACACGUGAUUCUUAGAAAUUGUGAGUAAUGGAAUCAUUAGAGGACUAAUUAAAGCUACAAUUUAAAAUAAUUUUC
Messenger RNA from Sitophilus oryzae (rice weevil), 1635 nucleotides. Its product is annotated as venom allergen 5 2-like. The record is from RefSeq and is a predicted model, not a curated record. Bases 206 to 934 code for a protein of 242 amino acids. Gene Ontology annotation, cellular component: extracellular region. The transcript is spliced from 8 exons. Lineage: Eukaryota; Metazoa; Arthropoda; Insecta; Coleoptera; Curculionidae.